AUGAUGCCUGUCAGAAGAAUUUCCUAUCUCUUGCCCCCACCAUCUCCAAUCCUUCCAGCUUCAACAGAUGACAGAGUAAACAUGCCCAGACCAACAGCUGCAGCAACCAACACAAAAUCCUUUUUGCAACCAAGACGGACCUCCAUUUCUCUCAGACUUCCUCAAACAUCAACAGCACAGGUUCUUCAGCCCAAGAGACGGGUCUCAAUUGAAACCCUUCUCCCUGAAUUUAACUCACACAUGAUCACACCCCUUACCGCUGAACUAAAGAGUAGAGGUGCAAUGGGCAGUCAGUCCUUCGUGAGGAACCCAUAUAGGAUACAGCGUAUAUCAAGGAUUUUCUCUCCACUGCCAGGGUCGAGGACAGCAUCAGGUGCAACAGUGCAGGCAACACCAACUGCCAUGAGGAGCUGUAGUAAAUUCAUGGAAGCAGGUUCAUUGAGGCCAAAGCUUUCCUUCGUGAGGGACCCAAAAAAAAUUCUGUACUAUACCCCCUAUUAA
Molecule: messenger RNA, 501 nt
Organism: Vitis vinifera (wine grape)
Lineage: Eukaryota; Viridiplantae; Streptophyta; Magnoliopsida; Vitales; Vitaceae
Exons: 1
Coding region: 1-501 (166 amino acids)
Source: RefSeq, a predicted model, not a curated record